CUGGCCGCGUACGUCGGUUGUGGUGCGGACGACGACGACGCGCCCUCACGAGUAUGAUUCGCGCGUGCCAUUUGCCAAGUGCUACUGGCGCAAGCGCCGGCGCGCCUUUCAAGCUCAUCAUCCUGCUUACACUCGCCCUUAGACUCGCGCGAUCCGACAAUGGCGAAGGGCCAAUCUUCACAGAGCCAAUAUUGAACGUGACCAUCCCGGUCGGCAGGGAAGCCGUGCUCUCGUGCGUCGUCGAAAAUCUAUCCACAUACAAGAUAGCGUGGCUGCGCGUAAACACACAGACCAUCCUGACUAUAGCCAAUCACGUAAUUACAAAAAAUCACAGAAUUAGCGUGACGCAUAGCGACCAUCGCGCCUGGUAUCUGCACAUUCGUGAUGUCCGUGAGUCUGAUGCCGGAGAUUACAUGUGCCAAAUCAAUACUGAUCCGAUGAUAAGUCAAAUUGGUUAUUUGGAAAUUGUCGUACCGCCCGACAUUCUGGAUUACCCGACAAGUACGGACAUGGUAGUGCGAGAAGGUAGCAAUGUGACGUUGAAAUGCGCAGCGACGGGUACACCGACUCCGAAUAUUACGUGGCGUCGAGAGGCUGGUGAGCAGAUAGUCCUUGGCAACGGUCAAGAAGUUAUAAGUGUUGAAGGAUCAUUGUUGAACAUAACGAGGGUAAACCGGCUGCAUAUGGGUGCAUACCUAUGUAUUGCAUCAAACGGCGUACCUCCAACUGUCAGUAAAAGAAUCAUGUUGAUAGUUCAUUUUCCGCCUAUGAUAUGGAUUCAAAAUCAGCUGGUGGGUGCCCAAGAAGAAGAAGAAAUGACUUUAGAGUGUCUGUCCGAAGCAUUCCCCAAGUCGAUAAAUUAUUGGACCCGUGAAAACGAUGAAAUCAUUGCAAAUAGUGAUAAAUACGAACCUGUAUUACUGGACAACGCCUAUAAAGUGCAUAUGAAAUUGACUAUAAGGUCAGUAACGCAAGACGACUAUGGAACAUAUAAAUGCAUUUCCAAAAACUCUCUCGGAAGUACUGAUGGAAGUAUUAAGCUUUAUCACAUUCCUACACCAACGACGACAACACCAAAAACAACUACUACGACGACAACGACAAUGACACCCAUUCUCCCUGUCACGAGAGCUGAAAAAAAGCAAAGAUCUAGGCAAAAAAUUACCCCGAGCUCUGAACCUCGUGUCAAUGAAGUGACAGGGUCGAAGACUGCUGCGAAGAAAGAAGAUACUCGAUAUCGAGGCAAAGCAAAUGAUGACGCGACAGGUACUGGGAAAGCAGGAACGGUAGCAAAUACAAGCAGGAAAAAUGGCAACCACAAUAACAAUCUGGAGCAACGGCUAGAUUUACGGGAUAAAACAGCACAAUCUCGAUCAUCGGCUACCGCCUCGGCAAACUCGAUGUUAAUCAAUGCAAAUGUAUUGAGAAAUGCAACAGUGACAGCUAUUUUUAUGUUAUUCAUUUUCAAUCGAAUGUUGGCUUGCACGUAGUAUGCGAAUGCUUAAGAGCAAUCUUGUAAAUAAUUGAAAAUGGCAUAUUUUAGACAAGUGAAUAAUAAACUGUAUUGAUCAGUGACCUAAUAUUUUAAAAAUAUGUGAAGUGUUACUUGUAUAUCAAAGUACAACUAUUAAUUGAAACUGAAUGUGUUUCCAAUAUUUGAGAGUGACACGGUAUCAAUGAAAUUCAUCAGAGUAAAGAAUCGUAAUGAUUAAGUAUUGGCAUCGAGUGUACUGUUGUGUAAUAGUAACUUUGGUGCCGUUUAUUAAAGACCAGUGUACGUAUGUUUAAUGUAAAUUAUAUACGAUUAUAUUCAAAAAGUAUUGCUUACAUGUUGAACCGAUUAUUGAAUCGCAAUAUCGUUGUGAUGAAGCCUUUUAUUAUAUCAUAUUAUAGCUUUUUCAUAUAAUUUUUCAAUUGAGUGUAAAUAUUGUUAUGAAAGUGAUAGUUGAAUGCUUUCUUGAAGUGCUAGGAGAAUAAUAUUUGUACAAAAUCAUGGCCUAUCUAAUUUAUAUGCGAGGCUUCAAUUUCUCAAACGUAUAUGUUUAUUAGUCAUGUUAAUUAAGUCAAUGUUCAUGCAUUACUUUUGAAACAUUUACUUUUACAAUUAACCUGUGAUAACAUUAAUUUUUUUUAAAUUCGAAAUUUAGAAUUUCAUCAUAAAUUGCGUAAAUUAGUUUAUUUUGCAAGAAACUGUAGAAAACCAUGUAAAUAGUAUAGAUAAGAUUUGCAUCCAACAUGGAAGUUUAUGGCACGAAAGUGAUUGUAAAUAUUUUUAAGAUACGUAAUGGUUCGAUGCACAAUUAUCUUAAAUUAAUGAUAACAUGUAUAUACGUAUAAAAUAAAAAAAAAAUAUGUUGGUGUUCAUUGAUUGAACUGUAUGUGCAAACUUUUCUCGAUACAUAGGUAAUCUUUCACUGCACAUAUAUAUACAACCGUUCAAGAAUAAUUAUCAUAAACGUAUAUAUUUGAGAAACACAAAAAAAUCUAUCAGUUUUGGAAUGUAAUUGAAAAAAGAAAAAACUUUAAUUGAUUUUACAGUAUGUCAGUAAUAAUAAUAAAUUUAUUUUCAACUUAACUCUCGAGCAAAAUUUCAGGAAAAUCCGAGUCGUUCAUUAUCAUGUAACUUUGUAUAUAAAUC
Molecule: messenger RNA, 2638 nt
Organism: Phymastichus coffea
Lineage: Eukaryota; Metazoa; Arthropoda; Insecta; Hymenoptera; Eulophidae
Product: opioid-binding protein/cell adhesion molecule homolog
Exons: 10
Coding region: 54-1490 (478 amino acids)
Cellular component (GO): neuron projection
Source: RefSeq, a predicted model, not a curated record